This is a messenger RNA of Macrosiphum euphorbiae (potato aphid), 321 nucleotides long. Lineage: Eukaryota; Metazoa; Arthropoda; Insecta; Hemiptera; Aphididae. The record is from the annotation of a GenBank genome assembly.
AUGUUAGAUAUGAACACCAAAGAAUUUAAACUUAAAAUAAAUGAUUUUGCCAAUUAUUACCAAAUUAAAGACUUGGAAAGUGAAGCAGAAUUAUGGUACAACAUCUGGAAGGAGAAAAAACUGGCUAAAAGCAAACUAUCAGACAUGGAAAUGAGUGAAGUAGUAGAAGAAACAGAUAUUUUCUUUCCUAAAAUAAAACAAGCCUUGCAUAUUUCUUUAGCUCAGCCAUGUACAACUAGCACUAUUGAGAGGUCAUUCAGUACGUUAAGAAGGGUUUACUUGGUUGCGUUCAACGAUGACGGAAAACCGUCUGAAUGGUAA